ACCCUAUAAGAACUCUGUCUUUAUCAUAGCAGGCGCUGAUUGGCUGGUUUAACUGUCUGCUACCAUACCUGCCGAUGGUGCUUCUGGAUUUAUUGGAUGGGUUUAGGGAACCGACGAGAAGCGUUUGGUGCAGAAGUUUUGCGAGCUAGGUUGGGUGGGUCAUUUUCUACCAGAAGAAGCCCUUGCCUUUUUCACUGGCUCAACUCACACUUUCUCAACCCAGUAUGGUUCCGGAAGCAAAACCUGAUGUUGUCCACCACCCAUACUGGCCUCGGAAUUUAGAACUCCAAAAUUACAUCCCAAAUGACCGACCCUUAUGGCAGCUCUUGACAUUCAUAUUUUCUAUUUCAGGAAUUCUCUUGCUAUUGACUUGUUUUGUAGCAGGUUGGCGAAGCAAGACAUGGGGCCCUUUUGGAACUUGGCGCACCUUGAUCAUUUGCUGGUUUACCAUCUGUGCUUUUAUUCAUGGUGUCAUCGAAGGCUGGUUUAGCCUUUACUAUAUGGAAAUCCCAGGAGAUCAAUCCUUUCUCUCGCAGCUCUGGAAGGAAUAUGGCAAAGGUGACAGCAGAUAUAUGAUGUCAAGUAGUUUCAUAGUUUGCGUGGAAACCAUCACUUCCUGUUUUUGGGGUCCCCUCAGUCUUUGGACUGCAGUCGCAUUUCUUUCACGCCAGUCCCAUCGAUACGUGCUGCAGCUAGUGGUGUCUCUAGGUCAACUAUAUGGUGAUAUUCUAUACUUCUACACUGAAUACCAUGAUGGCUUUUGCCAUAGUGAGAAGUGGCACCCUACCUACUUCUGGUUUUACUUUGUCUUUCUGAAUGGUCUGUGGAUUAUCAUUCCCUCUAUUCUCAUCUGGGAUGCCUGGAAGCACCUCAGUGGUUGCCAGAGAGUAAUGGAUGCCAACAAGGUCAAGAAACAUUGAUGUUUUGCACAGGAGGUCAUAUUGGAUGGUACUUCCAGCCAUUCAGAGGUUGAUCUUGUACUCUUCCUGUUCCUCUGCACUUGUUUAGAUAUUUCCUGUGGUUUCUCUCUGUUUGAUGGUGGUUAUUCUCUUCUUUAAAUAUUCAUAGCUCUUAAGCUAUGAGCUUAAAAUUAAGACUGCAGUUUUAUCUUCAUGAAGGUUUUUUUUUUAAAUCGGGAGAUUUUAUUUCUAAACAAAUGUUAUUAGGAUCAAGUGACUCAGCUAAUACUAGUCAGUAUUGAACUGAGCCCUGCUGUGGACCAUAUAGCUUUGUUUCUCUUGAUACCUGCAGCUAUGAUCACUUAAGCCUGCAAGGAGGGCCCCACAUCUAGAGUUCAAUACAUUGAAGUAUAGAGACUCUGCGGGAAACAUUUAGUCUUAUUCUCAGAUCAAGUAGAAGGUAGCGUUAGAGGGGCUGGCAACUUGCUUCUGUCCACAUAAAGCUACUUGCCUUGAAGAUUCUUUUUGUUCCCAUGUAUAAUUAGUCAGUGAAUGGCUUAAACUGGGAAAUAGUAUCUGACAGCUGUCGCUCAAGAAUUAUAAAUACUUUGAGGUAGCACAAAGAGGAACCUAUCAUAUGUCCAUAUCUGAACUAUGCAGAAUAGUAAAUACUUUUAUAUCACCACUCAUUUUAUUGAUAGCUUUCUUUUCCUUUCUUUUCUUUUUUCUUCAGUUAUUUUUUCAAUUGCUUUGGGAUUGUAUAUCUGCAGCAAAAAAAAAACGUACUGUAAAGAUUUGUAUAUAAGGAGACAGAUCUCUUGCUUUAUGGGCAACUAUUUUCUAAUGUCCCAAUUUAUCACUGUAUCCCAAGUUCCAUUCCCUUGAAUGCCCUCUGCACAGCACUAAACUCUCUUAUUUGUAAACUGAGGUGUGACAUUUUAAUAAACAAUCUCCGUGUUGUAUGGGUUGGCUGAGGCUUCAGAGAAAACAAA
Molecule: messenger RNA, 1891 nt
Organism: Crotalus tigris (Tiger rattlesnake)
Lineage: Eukaryota; Metazoa; Chordata; Lepidosauria; Squamata; Viperidae
Product: 3-beta-hydroxysteroid-Delta(8),Delta(7)-isomerase-like
Exons: 5
Coding region: 225-920 (231 amino acids)
Biological process (GO): cholesterol biosynthetic process
Cellular component (GO): endoplasmic reticulum; membrane
Molecular function (GO): steroid Delta-isomerase activity; cholestenol delta-isomerase activity; C-8 sterol isomerase activity
Source: RefSeq, a predicted model, not a curated record